AUGUGCCGUAAAGAUGAAGAUAUGUGCCAUAAAGAUGAAGAUACGUGUUGUAAAGAUGAAGAUACGUGCCAUUCAGAUAAAGAUAUGUGCCAUAAAGAUGAAGAUAUGUGCCAUAAAGAUGAAGAUAUGUGCCGUAAAGAUGAAGAUACGUGUCGUAAAGAUGAAGAUACGUGCCAUUCAGAUAAAGAUAUGUGCCGUAAAGAUGAAGAUACGUGCCAUAAAGAUAAAGAUACGUGCCGUAAAGAUGAAGAUAUGUGCCGUAAAGAUGAAGACACGUGCCAUAAAGAUGAAGAUACGUGUCGUAAAGAUGAAGAUACGUGCCAUAAAGAUGAAGAUAUGUGUUAUAAAGAUGAAGAUAUGUGCCGUAAAGAUGAAGACACGUGCCAUAAAGAUGAAGAUACGUGUCGUAAAGAUGAAGAUAUGUGUCGUAAAGAUGAAGAUACGUGCCAUAAAGAUGAAGAUACGUGUCAUAAAGAUGAAGAUAUGUGCCGUAAAGAUGAUGAUAUGUGCCAUAAAGAUGAAGAUACGUGUCGUAAAGAUGAAGAUACGUGCCAUAAAGAUGAAGAUACGUGUUAUAAAGAUGAAGAUAUGUGUCGUAAAGAUGAAGAUACGUCUUAUAAAGAUGAAGAUACGUGUCGUAAAGAGGAGGAUAUGUGCCAUAAAGAUGAAGAUAUGUGCAAUAAAGAUGAAGAUACGUGUUAUAAAGAUGAAGAUAUGUGUCGUAAAGAUGAAGAUAUGUGCCAUAAAGAUGAAGAUACGUGUCGUAAAGAGGAGGAUAUGUGCUGUAAAGAUGAUGAUAUGUGCAGUAAAGAUGAAGAUACGUGUUAUAAAGAUGAAGAUACGUGCCAUAAAGAUGAAGAAACGUGUUGUAAAGAUGAAGAUAUGUGCCAUAAAGAUGAUGAUAUAUGCCAUAAAGAUGAAGAUACGUGUUGUAAAGAUGAAGAUACGUGCCAUAAAGAUGAAGAAACGUGUCGUAAAGAUGAAGAUAUGUGCCGUAAAGAUGAUGAUAUGUGCCAUAAAGAUGAAGAUACGUGUUAUAAAGAUGAUGAUAUGUGCCAUAAAGAUGAAGAUAUGUGUUAUAAAGAUGAAGAUAUGUGUUAUAAAGAUGAAGAUACGUGUUAUAAAGAUGAAGAUACGUGCCAUAAAGAUGAAGAUACGUGUUAUAAAGAUGAAGAUAUGUGA
Haliotis rubra (blacklip abalone) is the source of this 1182-nucleotide messenger RNA. RefSeq names its product coiled-coil domain-containing protein 15-like. NCBI's taxonomy places the organism in Eukaryota, Metazoa, Mollusca, Gastropoda, Lepetellida, Haliotidae. The transcript has a single exon. The coding region runs from base 1 to 1182 and encodes 393 amino acids. The record is from RefSeq and is a predicted model, not a curated record.